AUGGUCAAGUCCAAGAACCACACCACACACAACCAAUCCCGGAAAUGGCAUAAAAAAAACCCCAUCACAAUGAGAUACAAAUCUCUUAAGGGAGUGGACCCCAAGUUCUUGAGGAACAUGCGCUUCCCCAAGAAGCACAACAAGAACGGCCUGAAGAAAAUGCAGGCCAACAAUGCCAAGGCUGCGGCUGCUUGCACUGAGGUCAUCAAGGAUCUUGUGAAGCCCACAGAGGUCAAGGCCAAGAUCCCAAUGGGCGUCAACCACAAGCUCAGCCGACUGGCCUACAUAGUCCACCCCAAGCUUGGCAAGCGGGCACCGGCACGUAUUGUCAAGGGUCUGAGGCUCUGCCCGUCCAAGGCCAAGGCACAAAGCAAGGCUGAGGCUCCAGCCAAGACCUCGACUCCAGCAAAAGCUGUCAAAGGCGCCCAGGCUCCUAAAACUUGCCCCCACGUGCGCAGGUCAGACCAGUUGCUCUCCCUGAACUACAUCUACACGGGCCAUCCUUUGUAG
This is a messenger RNA of Echinops telfairi (small Madagascar hedgehog), 510 nucleotides long. Its product is annotated as 60S ribosomal protein L29-like. Gene Ontology annotation, cellular component: ribosome; cytosolic large ribosomal subunit. Gene Ontology annotation, molecular function: structural constituent of ribosome. Bases 1 to 510 code for a protein of 169 amino acids. Gene Ontology annotation, biological process: cytoplasmic translation. The record is from RefSeq and is a predicted model, not a curated record. The transcript has 3 exons. Lineage: Eukaryota; Metazoa; Chordata; Mammalia; Afrosoricida; Tenrecidae.